Trypanosoma theileri is the source of this 618-nucleotide messenger RNA. RefSeq lists its product as uncharacterized. NCBI's taxonomy places the organism in Eukaryota, Euglenozoa, Kinetoplastea, Trypanosomatida, Trypanosomatidae. The transcript has a single exon. Bases 1 to 618 code for a protein of 205 amino acids. The record is from RefSeq and is a predicted model, not a curated record.
AUGGAGCGCCGCGAAAAGGAACGUGAGCGAGAUCUGAAUGAUCAGCUGGACACUGUGCAGCGGGAUCUCGCAACUACCCGCAGUGAGUUCAACACGGCAGAGACAAAGUGCAGUCAAGAAAUGGCACAGAUGCAAAAAGACUGGCGAGCAGCAAUGGCAUUAACACGGCAGGCACUUGAUAGAGCGGAGUGUAUUUGGCGUGAUUUAGUGAUGGAAGAAAAGGACCGACUUGUGAAGGAACUGCAGGAGCGGGAACGAGAGCGAUUUGAUGUUACUCAACGCGUUGUGGGGGAUCUCGCUGAGCAGGUCUCGCGUCUCUCAGAGAUUGUAGCAACGAAAUUGACAGAUAUAAAGCAACAACAACAACAUGAACAGUGUGUUGAGCGGGAAAUAGAGAAGCACCGAGUGUGGCUUCAAGAGCAUAAGAAGAAGGAGUCUGAGUUUUUGUGCUUUUUCAAAGAAACAUGUACACAACUGCAGAAUGCUAUUCAUAAAGAAGAACAGGCGAGAGAGGAAAGUAUGAGACGUAUUGAACAACUCCUGAUGGGUACUACCACUAACACCACCAGCAACAACAAUAGUAGUAACAACGCUAUCAAAAAGGUGUAUCAUUUUUAG